Molecule: messenger RNA, 1075 nt
Organism: Saccostrea echinata
Lineage: Eukaryota; Metazoa; Mollusca; Bivalvia; Ostreida; Ostreidae
Product: acetylcholine receptor subunit beta-like
Exons: 4
Coding region: 17-1075 (352 amino acids)
Biological process (GO): chemical synaptic transmission; nervous system process; regulation of membrane potential
Cellular component (GO): neuron projection; membrane; synapse
Molecular function (GO): transmembrane signaling receptor activity; extracellular ligand-gated monoatomic ion channel activity; neurotransmitter receptor activity
Source: RefSeq, a predicted model, not a curated record
CAUAAAAGAACAAACCAUGUCAUCAGUAGCAUAUUUCUCCUUUACAUGGACAGAUUCCCGCCUGAGUUGGGAUACCAAUCCAGUAUAUAGCAGCGACAUCAGCGCCAUCUACAGCACAGAGAGCAAAAUCUUCACACCACCAAUAGUGGUCGAAAAUUCAGUCAGUAAUUUAGGAUUGAUUAGUGAUCUGACUUUACCAAUAAAGAUCCAUCAGACUGGAAAAAUUACGUGGUCUCCUGGUGACAUUUAUGAAACGUCAUGUGACAUUGACACUUCGUUUUACCCAUUUGACGAGCAGACUUGUGUUAUAACCUUAACAACUCGAGGUUAUUCCAAGUAUCAAUUAAGUCUUACUUUGGACAUGGUCCCCAUCGUGUUAACUGCUUACCAAGAAAACGGAGAGUGGACUUUGGUAUCAGUAGACUCGACAACAUCCAAAACAUUUCGUGACCUGGUCCCUUACUCACAGAUCAACUUCAGUUUUACUUUUAAGCGUCGUAAUGCCUUUCAUCUAAUGAACACGAUCAUUCCUAUGUUUUUACUGGUUGGUAUGACAUGUUUUGUAUUCAAGAUCCCAGUGGACGCCGGAGAGAAGUUGGGUUACUCUCUAACUGUUUUGUUGGCUUUUGCUGUGUAUUUAACGAUGGUGGCUGAUAAUAUUCCAACAACAUCUACAAACAUCUCAUACCUUGCUGCGUACUUGAACGUGAUGCUCGCCCUUGGUGUCUCGGCUGUACUCUUUGCGAUUUACGUCAUAAACAUCCAUUUAAAACCAGAAGAAGAAGCCAUUCCCGGGUAUCUUCGAUCCAUUGCAAAACUUUCGUCAAAAGUCUGUUGCUUGAAAGAAAUUGGUUGCUGCUGUAAGAAAGACAAAACAAAGGUCACUGUCAUUGCUGAUACAGAAAACGAAAAUAUGAGCAAAGUGAGCAAGGGAUACGAGGAAAACGAACAAUCAUUCACAUGGCAGGAAAUAGCAAAGAUAAUGGAUAUGCUUCUAUUUCGUAUUUAUUUAUUUCUGUUUAUAUUUAUGACCCUUGCUUUCGUAAUUAUCAUGACCAUCGGAUCUUUGAUAUGA